Molecule: messenger RNA, 1548 nt
Organism: Trichosurus vulpecula (common brushtail)
Lineage: Eukaryota; Metazoa; Chordata; Mammalia; Diprotodontia; Phalangeridae
Gene: POLR1G
Product: RNA polymerase I subunit G
Biological process (GO): transcription by RNA polymerase I
Source: RefSeq, a predicted model, not a curated record
AUGCUGCGUGUCAGUUGGUCUUUAAAGUGUGAGUUGGUUUGGCCGGGACGGCACGGGAGCGCCCGAGGCACAGGGGAGGACGCCCAUGGAACGGGGCCCGGGACGCCGAAAAUCAGCCUUUCCUGUUCUCACGCACCCCUAGCUUCUGGAGCAAAUGGGCUCGCCCAGCUCGGCUGCCACGCCCCCCGGCUCCACGUGGCCUCGCCGAGCAUUCCGGGCCCAGAGCUGAACUCAGGGGAGUUGUCUGAGCGGUCUCAAGCCGUUCGGAGCGAGCUCUGCCCCGACGACUUCUUCCCGGCCACGCUGCCCGCCGAGCCGCCCUGGAGCCUCUCUCUGGACCCCCUGCGGAAGCCCGGCACCGAGCUAUGGCUCAUCCGGACCCCUGCGGACUUCAGCCUGGCCAGCUUCAAUGGAUGCAAGGUGCCGCUCUUCGGCUUCCAGACCCUGAAGAGCCAUCGGAAUGAGGCUGGAGUCCGUCAGCGCUACCUCGUCCUGAGCAACACCAGCGGAGACAGCCCCGAGCCCCUGCUGGCGCCCUCAUCUUCGGCAGCCGGCCAGGGGGGCCCAGCCCCAGCUCUGCAGGGCACCCUGAGCAUCAUAGAAAUACCUCGAAGCAAGCCGUCAGCCUAGUGCCUCCAUGUCAUCCCCACCAGCAUACCCCCACACAGCCUGCCUGGCCUGCCCCUCUUCCAGGCCUUGGGGGGCCGGCAGCCCGUGGUGGGGCCUCCGGCUCCGACAGCGGCAGGGGAGCCAGGGGAAUCGAAGCAUUCCUGGGAAAGGAAGAGGUCUGAAUCGGUGUCUCUGAAUCCCAGUCCACAGGAGGUUCGGAAUGGAGUGGGUGGGCUGAACUCUGCUCCAGGGCGAGAUGUGCCGCAGCCUAUAGAGCAAGUGCCAAUCAAAAUGGAGGAAGAGGUGGAAGCCCCAUUACCAGUCAAGAAGAAGAAGAAAAAGAAAAAGAAGAAGGAGCUGGAAGGAGAGAUGCUGGAGCCGGUGGGAGAGGUGCCCCAGCCACAGGGCAGGGUGAUGGAGCCACCGACAGAGGCUGUUUUUUCCUCCACUAAGACGAAGAAGAACAAGAAGAGAUGAGGGAUGGAGGAGAGGUGAUGGGAGUGUGAGGUCCAAACUGACCUUCAGGAGGAGAAAACCUUGCCUUUGGCCAAUAAGAAAAGCAGGAAGAAGCAGGAGGCAGGAGGAGAAACACUGGAACCCCAGCGGGCUGCUGGACUGGAGGAAGAAGAAGAGGAGAUGGCGGGCCUGCCUCCUGCCAAAAGAAAGAAAGGAGAACCAGCAGGAGAGGUGGUGGGGGAGGCAGAGAUGACCUAGUCCCUCAGGGAGGUGGAGCCUUUGUACACCAAGAAGAAGAAGAAGAAGAAGAAGAAGGAGAGGAGGAAGCCAGAGGAGGGGGAGGGGCUGGCCCCAGAGCCCCCCAAGGAGCUGGAGUCCCUGCCAGGGGUCCCUGAGUCAGUGACCCCAAGCCCCCACCAGGGGCUGGAGGAGAAGAAGAAGAAGAAGAGGCAUCAGGGGCAGUUGGGGACAGUGGAGGCCUAA